Messenger RNA from Salpingoeca rosetta, 2246 nucleotides. RefSeq lists its product as uncharacterized. Gene Ontology annotation, molecular function: phosphatase activity. NCBI's taxonomy places the organism in Eukaryota, Choanoflagellata, Craspedida, Salpingoecidae. The transcript has 7 exons. The coding region runs from base 254 to 2053 and encodes 599 amino acids. The record is from RefSeq and is a predicted model, not a curated record.
CGACAAAAUGCAGUGGGUGGCGGUUUCUUCGUUUGGUGUGGCGAGGCGUCCUGAGCCAUGAUGACACACACCACAGCAGCACACAGCACGCAACGACGUGAUCACCCAGCAUCAAUCAUCGCGACAUUAUCACAACGACCACGCCACAACACCAAGCACACACGCGCCACAGUCCACCAGCCAGUGUGUCCUUUGUGGCAGACACAGACUUUGCAACGUUGCAACGACACAGGAGACACACGUCGCGUGAACGAUGAGCUUGUCGACAACGAGCCAUGUGUUGCUCGGCGGGGUGGCGGUUGCGUUGAGCGCCGUGGCCUGCGGCUUUGCGACCGCUGCCUUCCUCGCCACCAAACAGCAGCACCACGAGCAGCAGCAAGAGCAGCACACACUCUGUGCCAAGUGUAAGCAACAAGCACGUGGGUCUACUCCACCCACGGAGCAGCCUCUCACCACCACCGGUCGCCAAAACGGCCAACCACACCCAGACAAAACUGGACAGACAACAGCAGCACAAACGGACAAUGCAGCAGCCCACACGGCACAUGGUCCACAAAGGGCAAGCGGCAACAGUGGCAGUGGCUCAGGCCGUACCACUAAGGAGGACCAGGAAGUGCCCCGCGUGUUGAGGAGAACCGACAGCUUCAAUGGGGCGCUGGAUGAUGAUGAUGAUGAUGAUGAUGAUGAUGAUGAUGAUGGUGGUGAAGAUGAUGAUGAUGAUGAUGAUGAUGAUGAUGAAGGCCAAGGGGACAGUGCCGAGGCCCGUCGGGGCGCCGCCCACAGGGAUGCGCACACUGAUGCUUCGAGCCAGGACGGCAGCAGCAGCCCUAGCAUGCUGGCAGUCCCCAACCGCGGCCAGCGCCGCGCCCACUCCUGCUUCGCGCUUGGGUGUAUUGAAGAAGGGCAGAAGCAUCAGCAGCAGGCACCGCCAAGCAGCGGUGGUGGCAGUGACACGAGCAUUGGCAGCUGCACAUCGGACCCCUCGCACAGCGCUGCGGAUUGCGAGGACCACGCCGAUGGCAACGGCGUCAAGCGGCACCAUGGUGCGACAGCUCGUGCCACGCGCAGCCUGGACGGCAGCCGGCAGUCAAGCCCAAAGGCGAACAGGAAGCUGAAGCGCAAGCACUGGAGCCUGCGAGGCCCGAGUGCAGGCGUGCUGGAACGCAUCCAGCGCAACAUGUCGCUGCGGUCGCACCAGUCUGAGCUGGAGGAAGACCCGACCGCCACCUACCGCGUGUUCCUCAUCCGCCACGCAGAGUCUGCGGCCAACGUGGAGGCGUCUGUGUAUGAGAGCACUGCCGACCACAUGAUCCCGAUCACGGAGCGCGGGCGGGAGAUGGCGCAGGACGCGGGGCGCGCGCUGCGGCAGCAGUUUGAGUCCAUCUUCGGCACGCCCGAGCAGGCCGGGCGCAUCAAGGUCUGGGUCAGCCCCUUCCUGCGCACCCGCCAAACAGCAAAGGAAAUCCUCAAGGAAUGCGGCGGCUGGAUCACCAGCGUGCGGGAAUCGCCCAUGCUCGUUGAACAGGACUGGGGGCUGUUUGAAGGCACAGGGCUGGAUAAAGCGCCUGAUUCGCACCCCGACGAGUGGCAGCGCGUGCAGUCGAUAGCCAACCAUCAGGGCCGAUUCUGGGCACGCUUCCCCAUGGGCGAGAGCUGCUUUGACGUCUGUAUGCGCGUACAGGCCCUCUUCCCAGCCCUGCACCGCGACCGCUCAGCCCAGGGCCGUCGGCGUGAUUCGUCCAUUCCAACCGUCGUCAUCAUCUCCCACGGCAUCACCAUUCGCGCCUUUCUCAUGAUGUGGUGCCAGCGCCGCCCAGAGUGGUUCCAAGCGUCUCGCAACCCGCCAAACUGCUCCAUCCGCCUCAUCGACCAUUCGAACCCUCUGUGGGAUGCUGGGUAUGUGUUUGGUGGGUUUGGCGCUGAUGGGCAGCCGUUGUCCAAGGAUGAACUCAACGAAGAAACGUCCCUCAAGUUUCUCACAGAUCGCCAACUCUUCUCCCACUGCUACGACGACCUUGUCGAUGACAUGGCCACGUGGAUCAGCGACGAGUGAAGUUGGACGCAUGCGUGCUGCUGUGGCGUUGCUCUCUGCUCUCGUGCUUCUUGCGUUGCUUUGCCUUCCUUUCUUUUUCGCUAUUUCUAUGUGUCGUUGUGUCGUGGCCGGCCACGACACCACAUAGUCUGAAUUACCUGACCUGCGAUUAUUUGCGUUGUUAUUAUAGAAUUGUCCCAGAUUGAAUAAUUUG